Messenger RNA from Fundulus heteroclitus (mummichog), 5300 nucleotides. It is a transcript of the gene sgsm1a, whose product is annotated as small G protein signaling modulator 1a. The coding region runs from base 75 to 3815 and encodes 1246 amino acids. NCBI's taxonomy places the organism in Eukaryota, Metazoa, Chordata, Actinopteri, Cyprinodontiformes, Fundulidae. The record is from RefSeq and is a predicted model, not a curated record. Gene Ontology annotation, molecular function: GTPase activator activity. Gene Ontology annotation, biological process: activation of GTPase activity. The transcript is spliced from 25 exons.
GGAGUCGUGAGCUCCAUCUGGGGUGACACGCAGCUACAGGGAGCGGUGCUGCGCGCACACUGGAGGCAGGAUCCAUGGCAACAAUCAUGGCAGAAGCAGAGACCCGCCAGAAGCUGCUGCGCACCGUCAAAAAGGAGGUGAAGCAGAUUAUGGAGGAAGCUGUCACCAGGAAAUUUGUUCAUGAAGAUAGCAGCCAUAUCGUGUCCUUCUGUACUGCGGUGGAGGCUUGCGUGCUGCACGGGCUCAAACGGCGAGCGGCUGGCUUUCUGCGCAGCAACAAGAUAGCGGCGCUCUUCAUGAAGGUGGGCAAAAGCUUCCCGCCCGCCGAGGAGUUUUGCAGGAAGGCCCAGGAGCUGGAGCAGCUCAUGGAGACAAAACGAAGUCAAAGCUUGCAGAGUCAAGACAGUCUUCGUAAGAUGCCCCGGCUGCCGACCCUCAACCCUCCUGGGGUCAGGAACCUGUGGAUCAGGACGGCUCUGUUUGAGAAAGUUCUGGAUAAGAUUGUCCUUUUCCUGGUGGAGAACAGCAGUAAAUACUACGAGAAAGAGGCUAUUCUGAUGGACCCUGUGGAUGGACCGAUUCUGGCCUCCCUGUUAGUUGGACCGUGUGCUUUGGAGUACACAAAGAUGAAGACGGCGGAUCACUUCUGGACGGACCCGUCUGCCGACGAGUUGGUCCAGCGACACCGCAUCCAUAGUGGCAUCUGCAGGCAGGAUUCUCCCACCAAGAGACCCGCGUUGUGUAUCCAGAAGCGACACUCCAGCAGCAGCAUGGAUGAGCGCCCUUCGCCUUCCCCGUCAGCCCGAGAAUAUGUGGAGUCGCUUCAUCAGAACAGCAGGGCCACGCUGCUUUUUGGCAAGAACAACGUGCUCGUGCAACCGAGGGAUGACAUGGAGGCUAUCCCAGGUUACCUGUCGCUGCACCAAACUGCUGACAUCAUGACGUUGAAGUGGACGCCCAAUCAGCUCAUGAACGGCUCUGUAGCCGACUUGGACUACGAACGCAGUGUAUACUGGGACUAUGCCAUGACAAUCAACUUAGAGGAAAUUGUGUAUUUACACUGCCAUCAACAAGUGGACAGUGGAGGGACGGUGGUCCUAGUCAGUCAGGAUGGGAUCCAAAGACCUCCACUUCGCUUCCCCAGAGGAGGACAUUUGCUCCAGUUCCUGUCUUGUCUGGAAAACGGACUGCUCCCUCAUGGACAGCUGGACCCCCCGCUCUGGUCCCAGAGGGGGAAGGGAAAGGUGUUUCCCAAACUGAGAAAGAGGGUAGCUCUGGGAUCUGGAUCCACAGAGUCCGUCUCUGACAAGGAGGAGGACGAGGCCACGGAUUAUGUCUUCCGCAUCAUCUUUCCAAACAGCCAGUCGGAUUUUGGGACUCCUCCAGACCUGAUGGAUGCGGGAGCCGCCCUGUGGCAGCCCACUCUCAGGAAGCCUUCGUGUUACUCCUGCUCUCAGGGGAACUUCUCUGACGGGGCUGCGCACAAAGGGUGCAACUUUGAGAGGACUCCUCUGAAGCUGCUGUGUGACAACAUGAAAUAUCAGAUCAUCUCCAGGGCGUUUUAUGGAUGGCUGGCGUACUGCCGCCACCUGUCCACUGUGCGGACCCACCUCUCUGCCCUCGUCAACCACGCCAUCGUGGCGCCCGACGUGCCCAGCGACGCCUCCGCCGGGCUCACCGCAGACGUCUGGCAGACGUUUCUCAAGGACUGCACUGCCUACAAAGAGCAGGAGCUGCUCCGUUUGGUCUACUUCGGCGGUGUUGACCCCUCGCUGCGUAAAGAGGUGUGGCCUUUCCUGCUGGGGCAUUACCAGUUUGGGACGUCAGAGGAUGACCGGAGGGAGGUGGAUGAACAAGUGCGGGCUUCCUACGAGCAGACCAUGAGCGAGUGGCUGGCGUGUGAGGAGGUUGUCCGCGAGCGAGAGAAGGAGCUGCAUGCCGCCGCUCUGGCAAAGUGCUCCUCUGGGGCGAGUGUGGACAGUUCCAGUCAAAGGAUGAUCCAUCAUGAUUCCACUGUGAGCAACGAGUCUCAUUCAUCUCACAGCUCAGACAGGGAGAGUCUGGCCCGCCUCCAGAGUGAUUCCAGCAGCAGCACACAGUUGUUCACAUCCUCCCAUCCCUUCCCCUGGAGUAGUCUGCUUCCCUUUGGCUUGUUCUUUCAGGUGUUUGAGUCUGUAGAAGAGGUGGACCAGCCCGAGUCAGAGUCCAAGACCGAAGAGGCCAAACAGCUGCCGAAGAUGCCCAACGGAGCUUUGCAAAACGAGUCAAGCUCUCCUGACUCUGGACACCCUUCCUCACGAAACUUCUCCAUCACGUCCGGCCUGUCAGACGGCUCCUUCAGCACGGAGGACAGCUCCGCACCAGACGCGUCCCAGAGAUCCACAGCUGCGCCUCAGAUGCCACAGAGCUCCGCCAAACCCGCAGUGGGGGAGGGUGACGCGCUGACGAGCGAAAGCCAGGUGUCAAGUGAAGAGAAGGGCAAAGGGGAGGAGGAGAAAGGGGAGAAAACAUCUGACAGUAUAGUUAAGAAGGAAGCUACAUUGCAUCCUGGAACACAGGAAAGCCUAAAGUCUGAAAAUGUGAAAAAAGAAGGGACAAACUUUGAAGACAAAAGGCUGAAAAUUAACAAUAAAGAAAGUCCUCAAGAACAUGCGGGACUGACGAGUGAGGAGGUUUCCAAGCGCAAAGAAAAAAACGGGAAACAUGUUAAAGAAGCGGAAAAACUAAACGCAACUGUCAAGUUUUCACAAGAUAAAGAAAAACCAAAAAGCCCAAAGGGAUGCGAGGAGGAGCAGAUCCUGGCCGUGUCCACGUCAGGAGGGGCUUACGGCUCCUCUCAGAGAGACGAGACCCUGACCGAGUCUGACGAGUCUCCCUCUGCCAUCGAGAUGGAGGAGAUCCCCAAAGCGAAGGUUUCCAUGGCCCCUUGGAGCAGGAGGGGACACUGCGAGACUUUCCCCGAGGAUUCAGCAGCUCACACGGAGCUCAGGCAGGAGGUGGAAAAGCUCAGCCCCGAAGGAACGGAGUCCAUCCUGUCGGAGCCAGAGAUGGAGAGCCUUUACCCUCCCUUCGACUCUCUUCCCGCUGAUGAGAACACAAAGAAUGAAGUGACCUCUCAGGAAUCAUCUGGGAGCCCUUACCCUCAACAGCUUUUGGAUUUGUACACUCUAAAUCUGCACCGCAUUGAAAAAGACGUCCAGCGAUGUGACAGGAAUUACUGGUAUUUCACUCCAGCCAACCUGGAGAAGCUGCGCAACGUCAUGUGCAGCUACAUCUGGAGGCACCUUGACAUCGGAUAUGUGCAGGGAAUGUGCGACCUGCUGGCUCCUCUUUUAGUCAUUCUGGAUGAUGAGGUCAAGGCUUUCAGCUGUUUCAGUAAACUCAUGAAGAGAAUGAAUCAGAACUUUCCGCAUGGAGGAGCUAUGGAUACUCACUUUGCAAACAUGCGUUCUCUAAUCCAGAUCCUGGAUUGUGAGCUGUUUGAGCUCAUGCACCAGAACGGAGACUACACCCACUUCUAUUUCUGCUACCGCUGGUUUCUCCUCGACUUCAAACGAGAGCUGGUUUAUGACGACGUGUUUGCAGUCUGGGAAACCAUUUGGGCCGCCAAGUACACCUCGUCAGGUCACUUUGUUCUCUUCAUUGCCCUGGCACUGGUGGAGGUGUACAGGGACAUCAUCCUGGAGAACAACAUGGACUUCACAGACAUCAUUAAGUUCUUCAAUGAGAUGGCCGAGCACCACAACAUCAAGCAGAUUCUGACCCUGGCCAGAGAUCUGGUGUGCAAAGUGCAGAUGCUGAUAGAAAACAAGUGAUUGUUGCUUCUCGUCCUCCUCUCCUUCCACAAGAAGCAGAAACGGCUGUAGUAGCACAACCGUAUUAAACACGCAAGUUCAAAUACAAUCUACUCAAGGCCUUCACAAUCAGAGUUUGCUGCUAUGAGCCUUACUGACUACCCCCUGUGGUGUUUGUCCUGUCAGCACUAUGACCACCGGGUUGAUCCGUGCGUGCGCUUAAUAUUUUAGGAUAAAGACGUUCGAGCUGCACAUUUCAUGCCAAAACACAAAGCUGAAUGCAAACAGAGACUAUAUUUAUGAGGAAAAUAGAUUCAGAUGCCGCUGUAUCAAUUAUUUUAAUAGCCUACUGUUAAAGAAAAAUAAAUUUAAGUAAGAUAUCUUCCUAUUCCCGUCCCUUAACAAAGUAAAGAUUAUUGACAGGUUAUUAUUUUUAUUAUAAUAUGUACGCACAAACAAAUAAAUGUUAAACUCAUCAAUUGAUUAAAAAAUCUGCCUGGUAGCCUGAAAUGUGACCCAUUUGCCUUUUCACCCUCUGAAUUCAGAAUCAUCUUGCUUCAAACUUUAAUGUUUAAUCAAGUUACAUUUUCUUGCUAAAGUAUUCACACCCCUGGACUUUAAAGGUGUCUUAAUAACUGCAUAAAUCAUUUCAUAGUUGAUAUUGCUGCAAAUGUAACUUCCCCAAAGAAUUUUAUUUACAGGCCAAACGUCUCUCCUCAGUAAAAGGGUUGGCUGUGGUAAUGAUAUGCAGCUCUACCUACAUGACUUCACUCUGAUUGGCUACAACCAUAUUUGGAAAAUCUUGUGUCGCAUUUUCCCAUGACACAGGAAUAUGCAGCUGGGAUCUAGUUCUUCACCACGGGGACUGCUUGCUCUCCUCCUGGGUGACUGCAGAGGAUCGCGGUGGAGAGCAAACUCUCCCAGGCUGCGACAGGAAAAUCAUGCCGCUUAGUCAACUGGAUCCCUUACAUUUGACAGCAUUUGGAAAUGAAAUAAACUUACAGGUAAUGACAGCGUUGUGGUCGCCACUUUCCAUGUUUUGUUUUGAAAAUCAAGAUUUGAAAUCCCCCACAGGAAACUCUCCAAUAAAGUCCCCAUAAACUCUUCUGUGAUUCUCCCAUACUUCGACCUUCGUGAAUUUUUGUGCAUCCUCAGACAUAUCAGCUCCCCUUUUCAGUAACCGCUGUAAAGUGAGUUUGAGGCUGAAUAUGGGAUAUUCGCGCUCCACGGCUUCUGCGGCGACUGCCUCCUGUUUGAAGCGAUACAGGGAGGCUGUACCGUCUGCUUGAGGAGGGUGGCUAUUUGCUUGAUGGUGUGCUCUGAUUGCAGAAUAUGAAACAUGUAGAAUGACAACCCAAUUUUUGAGCAAGUUAAGAAAGCAGACCGUGCCAGAGCAGGUGCUUUGGUACUCAAUUUAGACAUUAACAUGGCCUCAUCAGUGCACAACAGACCAGAUUAUACCCCUAAAACCUCAGAAAAUUUUUAUUUGUUGUCAUGGCUCCUUUG